AUGCUGAGGCGCCGCUACCGGCCGUUUGUCAUAUGCGCCGUCGUCAUAGUCUUCCUGCUGUAUCGCGCCGUGCAGAAUUCGUGGGAUCAGCAGCCGACCCUAAGCAGCGUCCCGCCGCCCCCAACCCCCCCGAAGCCAGCUCCGGUCGACGGCCGAGUCCAGCAGCCCCCGGCGCCGCAGCCUCAACAACCGUUGAAGGACGAGCCGAAACCCAAGCCCGACGACAAGCCGACGAAACCUGCCCCCAUUGAGCAGAAGAAGCCGGACGAUGACGAGCGACUCCCCAUCCAGGUCCCGACCUUGAAGGGUGACGAGAAGGGGAGACCCCCUUCGCAGCCAACGUCGCAAGCCCCAGUGGCCGGCGAGAUACCAUCGGAUCAUGGGAGCAAGGUCCCCCGCCCGGCCAAGAACAACGAGGAGCCUUUGCGCUGGAAGGAUCCGCCCAAGGACUCCACGAUCGAGGCGCCCCCCGCAGAGAAAAAGGAGCACUGGACCAAGCCCGAGGAGCACUUCCCCCUGCCCAAGGCGUCCAUCAUCACACUCCCGACCGCCGCACCCAAGAAGCUGCCCAAGAUCCAGUACAGCUUCGGCGCCGAGUCGGAGUCUGCCAAGGCGAAGCGGGUCGAGCGGCAGGCCAAGGUCAAGGCCGAGCUCGAGCGCUCCUGGUCCGGCUACAGAAAGCACGCGUGGAUGCACGAUGAGCUGUCCCCCGUCUCCGGCAAGUACCGCGACCCUUUCUGCGGCUGGGCGGCCACCCUGGUCGACUCGCUCGACACGCUGUGGAUCGCCGGCAUGAAGGACGAGUUUGACGAGGCCGCCAAGGCCGUCAAGGACAUCGACUUUACCUACACGCACCGCCUCGACAUCCCCGUCUUCGAGACUACUAUUCGCUAUCUCGGCGGUCUGGUCGCCGCCUACGAUGUCAGCGGGGGCGCUCAGGGCACCCACGCCUUCCUCCUCGACAAGGCCCAGGAGCUGGCCGAGAUCCUCAUGGGCAUCUUCGACACGCCCAACAGGAUGCCCGUCCUGUACUACCAGUGGAAGCCAAAGUAUACCUCCCAGCCCCACAUGGCUGGACGGGUCGGCAUUGCCGAGCUCGGCACCCUGUCGAUGGAGUUUACGCGCCUGGCCCAGCUCACCGGCCAGCACAAGUACUACGACGCCAUCGACCGCAUCACCAACGCCCUGAUCGACCUGCAGAAGCGGGGCACCCUGAUCCCCGGCCUGUUUCCCGAGUCUCUGGACGCGUCGGGCUGCAACCGGACGGCGACGGCCCUGCGCGACGCCGCGAGCCAAGCGGCCAAGGACCAGGUGGCCGCGGCGCAGCCCCUCGACGAGCCCCAGGGUUACGGUGCCGUUCAUGACGAGAGCGCACCGCUGUUAAACUCCGUGCUCGACAUCAACCGGAGCAAGCAGCGUCCUCCAUCCGCGGACGACAAGGUUCACCGCCGGGCGAUCGCCGCCACUGGCCCGGAUGGGCGCCCGCCCCCUGCCGUGUCUUUGAGAACCGCCACGGACAAGAUGACGGGUGGGCCGUUGGCAGCAAACGGCGACAAGGCGGCAUGGGACUGCGUGCCGCAAGGGCUGGAGCCGUCGAGCUACGGGUAUCAGAACUACCAUGUUGGCGGCGGCCAGGACUCGGCGUACGAGUACUUCCCAAAGGAAUAUCAAUUGCUUGGCGGCCGAGAGCCCAAGUACCAGAAGCUGUACGAGGAUUCCGCCGACGCGGUCAAGGAGUGGCUUCUCUACCGCCCCAUGCUGACUGGCGACUGGGACGUCAUGUUUCCCGCCAAGGUGGGCACGCUGGGCAACCCAAAGACCGACCUGGCCCCCGAGUACGAGGUGACGCACCUGAGCUGCUUCGUCGGCGGCAUGUUUGGGCUCGGCGGGAAGCUGUUUGGUCGGGACAAGGACCUCGAGCUGGCCAAGAAGCUGACGGACGGCUGCGUGUGGGCGUAUCAGAUGAUGCCGGCCAAAAUCAUGCCCGAGUACUCGCACGUCGCGCCGUGUCCCUCGCUGGAAAAGUGCGAGUUCAACGAGACGCGAUGGUACGAGUACCUGGACCCGUCCAAGGACUGGCGAGACGAGCGGGUCCGAGCUUGGGAUGAAGAGCAGGUGGAGCUCAAGCGGUCACAGCAAAAGGUCAUUAACACUCGCGAGCCAUCCGACGGUGCAGCCGACAGCGAGAUCCGGCCGCGCAACUCCACGGGGGUCUCCGCGGAUUCUGCCUCCACGCUCAGCAAGAGGGCUGCCGUCCCUGCGCAGGGGCAGAGGAAGCAAUUGACCGUCGAAGAAGGGUCGAAGCUGCCCGAGUCGCUGCGAAAGAAGCUCGGCCAGACCGACGGCACUGCCAAGGAACCCACCAAGGACGCGUCGGAUAAAAGCAGUGCAGACUCGAGUCGAGUAAAGGAUGACGCAACAGACAGCACGAAAGGCAGCACGAAGGACGACACCAAACCCACAACGCAGGACGCGAAGCUUCUCGACAACGUCCCUUACAUCCCAGAGCAGCAGGCCGACAGGCCAAGAGCACAAACCGAGUACGACCCAUCCGGGCGUCCACUGUCGCACAAGGAAUGGGUUCAGCAGAAGCUGGCGAGGGACAAGUUUCCCAAGGGCUUCGUGACGAUCCAGUCGCCCUCGUACAUUCUCAGACCCGAAGCCAUUGAGUCCGUGUGGUACAUGUACCGGAUCACGGGCGACCCGGCCUGGAUGGACAAGGGGUGGGCCAUGUUCGAGGCGACGGUGCGGGCGACGCGCACGGCCAUGGCCAACAGCGCCAUCGCCAACGUGCUGGCCAAGGAGCCGGCCCUCAAGGACGAGAUGGAGAGCUUCUGGAUCGCCGAGACGCUCAAGUACUACUACCUGCUGUUUUCGGAACCGAGCGUGAUUAGCCUGGACGAGUGGGUGCUCAAUACGGAAGCGCAUCCGUUUAAGCUGUGA
Molecule: messenger RNA, 2943 nt
Organism: Purpureocillium lilacinum
Lineage: Eukaryota; Fungi; Ascomycota; Sordariomycetes; Hypocreales; Ophiocordycipitaceae
Biological process (GO): carbohydrate metabolic process; mannose trimming involved in glycoprotein ERAD pathway
Cellular component (GO): endoplasmic reticulum; membrane
Molecular function (GO): calcium ion binding; mannosyl-oligosaccharide 1,2-alpha-mannosidase activity
Source: RefSeq, a predicted model, not a curated record